GGCGUGUGGUGCUUCUCUCUCUCCCCAUUGGUAGGAAGAAAAAAGAAGUGCUGAAGCCGGCGGUGACGGUGGCUGUUGUUGAUGAAAUUUGAUUUGAUAGUGAACUACCUUCGAUCCAAGAAGUGAUUCUGACUGAGAAUCAGUCUGAGGUUUUUCUUUACCCGUGCGAUGAAUUAGAUUUUUAUUUAGCUACUCAGUCUAUCCUUUCUUCUUAGUCGAGAUCUGCCAAGAAUUCUCGUUGGGCGGAGGAGGCUGAGAUUGAUGAACUAAUUUUCUAGUCUUCUGCCAAAGAGAUUUGGAGAAAAUUCAAAGUUAAUCAAGUUCGUACUCCAUAUACUCAUCUUGAUUAUAUAGAGCCUAUGAAAGUGGGGGAUCGUCUUGCUUGAUAUUGAAGAGAUUGAAGUUGAGGCUUCAAUUUAGAAGGCUUCUAUAGUUUGCAUAGUCCUGGGUACUAUUCCCCCUUUUCGUGUGUUUGAAGGUUUUGUUAAAAGAAUUUGGGGGCAAUUUGGGUAUUGGGAAAAUAGUGAGAAUGCACUCGGGUUUCACUCUUGUGAGCUUUCCAGAUGAAUCUACCAAGGAUUUAGUUCUGGAAACGGGGGUUGUGCAUUUUGACAAGAAGCCGGUGAUUCUUCAUCCCUAGUUGUCGGACAUGGAUUCAGUUCAAAUGGUGAAAUCAGUUCCCUUUUGGAUUAGAUUAAAUGGUCUCGUUCUUCAAAAAGUGGGGUCGCAACAGCCGUAGUGCUAUGGUGAGCGAAAUUGGUUAAAGAUUCGCUGGCUGGGAAAGUUUCCUCAUCAAGUGAUGUAGUUAGUUAUAUUAAGGGUGAUUGGAUCACUCCUAGAAGGAAAGCGUUUAAGAAUACUGGUUCACAGCCUUCUAAUUCUUCAACUAGUAAUGUUUAUGCAGGUCUUCAGGAGCUUGAUGUUGGGAAUUCGGUAACUAGUUCUAUGGUUAUACCUCAUAAAGCAGUGUAAGAUGAUCAGGUGGGAUUUCUGAGGUUUGAAUAAAGGUAGUAAACAGAAAACUAUCCUUGAUAUUUGUAGAUUGAAUAAGAUUGGUUUUGGUGCUUUUUUUGACACUAAAAUUUGUCAUACGAAGGUUGCAAAUAUAGUUUCGAAUAAUUUCCCUAAUUGGGAUUUCAAUUCUAGUACUAUUUUAUCUGGUAGAAUUUUUAUUCUUUAGCAGAGAUGCUUUGUCCAAGUUCAGAUUAUUUUUGAAGAUUCUCAAUUUGUUCAUUGCAAGGUUAAAGUGGUUGAUCAUAAUUCUAUUCUCUUUAUUACUGCUGUGUAUGGUUCUAAUUCUGCUAUGGUCAGAAAUGUUCUUUGGGAAAAGUUGGCUGGUUUUGGGUGUUUGAAUCAUCCUUGAGUUGUUUUUGGUGAUUUCAACGGUACGCUUAGCUAUAAAGACAAAAUGGGGCAGAGAUAAAUCACGGCUAAUGAUGUUCUAGAUGCUCAAAAUUGGUUAGCUCAUUGUCAAGUGGAAAAGCUUAAGUGUUUGGGUUCUAGCUUCACCAAGACAAACAAACAUGAAGUGGAAAAUAUGAUCUAUUCAAAGCUUGAUAUAGUUUUUGUGAAUGAACCCUAGUGUGAUCAUUUCCCUAAUACAAGGGCUCUUUGCAAGUGGGAUGAUAUUUCUGACCAUAGUUACUGUACAAUUAAAAAAUGAUAUUUGUAAUGUUGGAAUCAAACCUUUCAGGUUUUUUAAUUGGUGGAUGCUUAACAGUAACUAAAAACGCCAAAGUUUAAGAGAAAUGGAACUUACCUACUGUUAAGAGAGGUCUUAGAGGUGUCAUCUGCAAAUUAUACAGGCUGAAGCAUGUUUUAAAGGCUAAUUUUUGAAAGGUUUCAGGGCAAAUUCCUACUAUGUUUUAAGAGGCCAAAGAGAAGCUCAGCAUGGCCCAAGGAAAUCUUGGUAAUAACCCUACUUGUUUGGUGCUACAAGAGGAGGAAAGUUUAAAGCAGCACGAGUUUAAUCUAGCCAAAUUGAAAUAUGCUAGCUAUGAUCAAGAACUCAAUAAAGUUACUUGGUUACAAUUUGGAGAUGAAAACUCUCAUUUUUUCCAUGUUUUGCUGAAAAAGAGAAAGCUUGAGAAUAGAAUCACAACUUUUGUUAAUAAUGGUGAAGUUAUUGAUGACUAUAACUCAGUUAUUAAACACUACUUCAGCCACUUCAAGAAUUUUUUAGGUAAUAAGAGCAGUGCUACUCAAAGUAUAUCGCUGAACUGUUUGAAGUUUGGUGAUAUUCUUAAUAUUCAGCAACUAGUUGCCUUGAUAAGACCCUUCACUAAAGCUGAUGUCAAAGAAUCUUUAUUUGAUAUUCAUUCAAAUAAAAGCCUUGGUCCUGAUGCCCAUGGAGCAUGCUUUUAUAAGGGGCUUUGGAAUGAGAUUUGUGAGGAAAUUUCUAUGGAUGUUCUUAAUUUUUUCCAAGAUAGUAUAAGGCCUAGAAUGCUUAAUAAAACAGUUAUAUCUCUUAUUCCCAAGAAUGAUAACCCUUGUUCAACUGCUAAUUAUAGACAUAUAGCUUGUUGUAACACACUUUACAAAUGCAUUUCUAAAAUGUUGUGUGAUCGGCUUGCUGAGGUGCUGCCUUUUCUGGACCAAAACAAUCAAGGUGCGUUUGUUAAAAACUGAUUACUGACACACAACAUAUUGAUCUUUCAGGAAUUAUUAAAGGGUGAUACAAGGUAACAUAUUUCAAUGAGAAACAUUAUGAAGAUUGAUCUCAGUAAGGCUUAUGAUACGAUUGAUUGGCCAUUUGUUUAUGAGUUCUUUAGGGGUCUUUGCUUCCCUUCCCGCUUCAUCGAUUAGAUUUUGGUUUGUUUGAGGGGGAUCUCCUACUCUCUUAUGCUCAAUGGUUGUCUUCAUAGGUCUUUCAAAGGGGAGAAAGGUCAUCGUCAAGGGGAUCCUAUAUCUCCACUCCUAUUUGUUCUGAUCAUGGAAUAUUUGACCUGUUUAUUGAUCCAAGCUUCUUAUUCGAAAGGCUUUGGUUUCCAUCCAUACUGUAAGAAUCUGAUGCUCAUCAACUUAUGCUUCGCAGAUGACCUAGUGAUUUUUUUACAAAGGUAAUACUAAAUCUAUUCAAAUUGUUUAAAUGGAAAUCAAUAGUUUUUGUAACUCUAUAGGCCUUACAAUUAAUAUAUCUAAAUCCCAUAUCUAUUUUACCAGGAUCUAAAUUUACUAACAAGUAUA
Cannabis sativa is the source of this 3186-nucleotide messenger RNA. RefSeq lists its product as uncharacterized. The record is from RefSeq and is a predicted model, not a curated record. The transcript is spliced from 2 exons. Lineage: Eukaryota; Viridiplantae; Streptophyta; Magnoliopsida; Rosales; Cannabaceae. Bases 1891 to 2628 code for a protein of 245 amino acids.